Messenger RNA from Peromyscus leucopus (white-footed mouse), 3278 nucleotides. It is a transcript of the gene Aldh3a2, whose product is annotated as aldehyde dehydrogenase 3 family member A2. The coding region runs from base 158 to 1678 and encodes 506 amino acids. Gene Ontology annotation, cellular component: cytoplasm. The record is from RefSeq and is a predicted model, not a curated record. Gene Ontology annotation, molecular function: aldehyde dehydrogenase (NAD+) activity. The transcript has 11 exons. NCBI's taxonomy places the organism in Eukaryota, Metazoa, Chordata, Mammalia, Rodentia, Cricetidae. Gene Ontology annotation, biological process: aldehyde metabolic process.
CGGCGGGUUUGGCUUACGUGGAGGUCCGGUCUGGGCCGGUAGGCGAGUGGGCGGGUGAGCCGAAGGUGGCACUCAGCGGCGGCGUCUGUCGGAGCAGCGCGUCGCCGGGACUGUGCGGCCACACCUGCCUCACUCCGCGUUCUCCUCAGGCCCGGCCAUGGAGCAUCAGGUCCAGCGGCUUCGACAGGCGUUCCGGUCCGGCCGAUCGCGGCCGCUCCGCUUCCGACUCCAGCAGCUCGAGGCCCUGCGGAGGAUGGUGCAGGAGCGCGAGAAGGACAUCUUGGCGGCCAUCGCGGCGGACCUGAGCAAGAGUGAACUCAACGCAUACAGUCAUGAAGUCAUUACCAUCCUUGGGGAGAUUGAUUUUAUGCUGGCAAAUCUUUCUGAAUUGGCUUCUGCUAAGCCAGCUAAGAAGAACCUGCUUACCAUGCUGGAUGAGGCCUAUGUUCAGCCAGAGCCUCUGGGGGUCGUACUGAUUAUCGGAGCAUGGAACUACCCUUUCGUCCUUAUCAUGCAGCCCCUGGUGGGGGCCAUCGCUGCAGGAAAUGCUGUGAUUGUGAAGCCUUCGGAACUAAGUGAAAACACAGCCAAGAUCUUGGCUACACUCCUCCCUCAAUAUUUAGACCAGGACCUGUAUGCGGUAGUUAAUGGCGGCGUUGCUGAGACCACAGAGCUCCUGAAGCAGCGCUUUGAUCACAUUCUCUACACAGGAAACACUGCGGUUGGAAAAAUUGUCAUGGAAGCUGCUGCUAAACACCUGACCCCUGUGACCCUGGAACUCGGGGGGAAGAGCCCGUGUUACAUUGACCGAGACUGUGACCUGGACAUCGCUUGCCGACGCAUAACCUGGGGAAAGUACAUGAAUUGUGGUCAGACCUGUAUUGCUCCAGACUACAUCCUCUGCGAAGCCUCCCUCCAGGAUCGGAUAGUGCAGAAGGUUAAGGAAACGGUGAAGGACUUUUAUGGGGAAAAUAUAAAAGAGUCUCCUGAUUAUGAAAGGAUCAUCAAUCUUCGUCACUUUAAGAGGUUACAAAGUUUGCUUGAAGGACAGAAAAUAGCUUUUGGCGGGGAGACUGAUGAGGCCACACGCUACAUAGCCCCAACCAUACUUACUGAUGUUGACCCUAAUUCCAAGGUGAUGCAAGAAGAAAUUUUUGGACCAAUUCUUCCAAUAGUGUCUGUGAAAAAUGUAGAUGAAGCCAUUAAUUUCAUUAAUGAUCGUGAAAAGCCUCUGGCACUCUACGUAUUUUCUCAUAACAAUAAGCUCAUCAAACGGGUGAUUGAUGAGACGUCCAGUGGCGGAGUCACAGGCAAUGAUGUCAUCAUGCACUUCACUGUCAAUUCUCUGCCCUUUGGAGGUGUGGGUGCCAGUGGAAUGGGGGCUUAUCAUGGAAAAUACAGUUUUGAUACCUUUUCUCAUCAGCGCCCCUGUUUAUUAAAAGGGCUAAAGGGAGAAAGUGUUAACAAGCUCAGAUACCCUCCCAACAGCCAGUCCAAGCUCGGUUGGGCAAAGUUCUUCCUGCUGAAACAGCUCGGCAGAAGAGAGCUGGUGAUGAUAGUCUCAGUCUUGGCUGUGGCUGCAGCUAUAUUUGUCAAGAAAUACCAAGGUCUGCCGAGGGGGAAUGCCCUGUUGGCUUCUCUGAUAGUUGACAGACUGCGCUGGUCCAGUAAACACUGAUAAUCAGAUCUCAGCUGUCUGUUGAGAGUGAGGAGUAUCUGUAAUGACUUCUUCAUAGCCUCUACUCAAUUGUUCAUCUACUCAAUGGUUAACAAACCAAUACCUUUAAAAUCGUACCCAAACCAGGAAAUUACAAGCAUACUGCAAUCAAACCUAAGCUGUUGCCACUUACCACUAACGAAACUCACUGUUUGAGCCUGACCCAGCGUUUGUCAGCAGUGAAGGGACUGAAGGACGGAGUGAGAACAUGCCCCACUGAGUCCCAGCUCCAUGGGGAUGCCUCAGGGAGACUCGGGAGCUGUUCCGUCCCUUCUCUGCUCCAACUCACAUCACUUCCCACUCGUGCAUCUGCUGCUGCCCGGUGUCAGUAAAGCUGUCAAAGGUCAGCGCGGCCCAGGCUCACCAGCUGGUGACAGGUGAGGUCAGGUCUUCCCAGCUCCCGUUAGGGGUUUAGGUACUAAAACUGGGGAAGUGGAUAUGUCCACCUCAUCCAUUGUGACGAGACUCUGACCUUCAGGAAUUGGCUGUCCAUUUAAACAUCCAUUCUUGUUUGUUGCACAUUACCUGGAGUGUGUGUGUUUGUGACAGUCUGUUGUGACUUUGUUGCACAUCACCUGAAGUGUGUGUGUGUGUGACAGUCUAUUGUGACUGCUGUCCACAGUGCCUUUUUGACGACUUAGACGACACUGAGCCUCUUGCCAAGAAGCAAUGCUUUCUUUGUGAAUACCACUGAGAGCAUCGUGUAGUCACAUCUGUUCCAGAGGCUGAGGCUAGAAGAUCCCCGAGUCCAGGAGUUUGAGGCCAGCCUAGGCUACAUAGUGAGGACCCCCCAUUCUCCAUAAAGACCCCUUGAGAUCCUAGAGUUGAAUGUCACAUAGAUCUUUGAGGAUAAAUCUUUUCUUGUUUUCAUAGCACAAUGCAGGGAAAUUUCACUUUUUAAAUUUUAGAGAGAUCCCUUUCUGAAUAAAUUUAGCCUACAGAUCUUAAAUCGUGGACCAGCUCCUGUCAUGAAAAGGGAAAUGUUAGGAUCUGAGGCUUCAGAACUCAUGGGACAGAGACUGUUGGAGAAUGCUGUGAGCUGGUGGGACAUGCUGAAAGGGGUGGGAUGGUAAGAAGAUCUCCUGAGCACGUGGGGCAUUAUUCUCAUUCAGAUCCUAGUGUCACCGAGCAGGGACGUGGCAGAGGAGAUCUGUGUGGAACUCAGCUCCCUGCUGCAGGGCCUGGCUGUGCCCGGAGCUGCACACAGCUGAGCCCCCACUGCCUUCCUGGGAUUCAGAUUAAACUUGACCUACUCGAUGAGAAUGUAACUUGCCUUAUUGAAUGUAUAGCCAUCUUUGCUGAUAACCUGUUCCAUUGUUGAGGCUGUCUGAAGGGUAUUGUCUCUACUAAAGUAUGAGGUGUCAAGAACAAGUCAUUGGCCUAUUUAGUAAAUAGUUGCUUAAGUAGCAAUUGUCAUAGACUAAUCAUCAAAUGUUUUGCACAAAAUUGCAGUGUAGAACUUGCACUUAUUCUAUUAAAUUAUAAAUCAUAACUUCUAGUUAGGCUACAAUACUUAUGCACUAUACUGAUCUUCAAAAUAAAAUCUUCAAAAUUUCACAAA